This is a messenger RNA of Diplodia corticola, 3411 nucleotides long. Its product is annotated as histidine kinase hhk5p. The record is from RefSeq and is a predicted model, not a curated record. NCBI's taxonomy places the organism in Eukaryota, Fungi, Ascomycota, Dothideomycetes, Botryosphaeriales, Botryosphaeriaceae. Bases 1 to 3411 code for a protein of 1136 amino acids. Gene Ontology annotation, molecular function: histidine phosphotransfer kinase activity; phosphorelay sensor kinase activity. Gene Ontology annotation, biological process: phosphorelay signal transduction system; protein autophosphorylation. The transcript has 4 exons.
AUGCGCAUUCCCAUCCGGGAGCAACUUGGAUGUCUGGUGUUGCUGGUUUCCCUAAUCGCUCUCGCCGUCGUUGCCGCUGCAACAUGGAUUACCAAUUACAACUUCGUUCUGGACAUCCGAGCCUCACGGCUGACACUGACGGCAUCAUUGAAGGCAUCGCAGCUGGCGUCAAACCUCUUACUGAUGCAGUCAACCGUGCGCUCCGCCUCCAGCAGAAUCGUCAUCCAGCGGCAGCUCCAGCGUUAUAACGAUGGCAAUGAGACUUAUCGGGCGAAUACAAACUGGACCACUUCGCAGACUGACCUAGCUGCCGUCUUCGAUGGGGGGCAGCAGAUGACAUUGCUACUACAAGCCCAGAUUUGGCCCAAGACAUAUACUGGACUGGCCGCAGACAAUGCCAAGCUUGCAGCUACCGCUUCGGUCGUCUCCGGCACGCUCGCUCUCCCCAUGACCUACGAUAAUGGUUCGACCGUCUACCUCGGUGAUCCGGGCCUGGGUUAUCCGCCUCGAUUAUACCCCAACUUGACCUUCACUUCCCAACGGGUAAACGACACUUUCAACGAAACCUUGGCUCAGUACGCAGGCCAGACCUUGAACGAGACCGGCAGUAUCUUACUUGGUCCUUGGGAACUGAACGAGACAUUCUCCUUGAUGUCCCUCACAGUCCCUAUCAUCAACAACACCUCCGCACUUGAUAUCCUUGGUUGGAUGACCGUUCUUGUGGAUGCCAAAUUGGUCUACCAGACUGUGAAUGCCGGCGAAGGGCUUGACAGUAGCGGUCUGACUCUCAUCGUUGGACCCGACACCAUCAACAACAGGUUUUCAUCUGAUGUGCUUUACUCGAACAACAGCGGCAGCCCCGCCAGCGACGUAUCGGUUCAUUUCGUGUUGCCACCGGGAAACAUAGACCAACGCCAUGCAUCCCGCGCCUGGGGAACCGCACAACAUGCUUUCGACUACAAUCAAUUUCCCGCCGUUAAGAAAGGGUUGACUACCGAUCAGAAUUCGCCAAACAAUGCGGGGUCCAUGAUAUCCACCGUGAACGAGGAACGAAAGCACGUGGCAGUUGGGUUUGCCAUACCGUCCACUACCUUGUGUGAUUGGAUUGUCCUCGUGGAGCAAGCGCAUGACGAAGUCUGGCAGCCUAUCAACCAUCUGCGAAACAUACUGAUCGCUUGUGUCUUCGGCACGGCGGGCGCCAUAUUACUUUUGACGCUUCCCCUAGCGCACUAUUCUGUCCGACCGAUUCGCCAGCUCAGGUCUGCCACGCAACGAUCCGUCUCGCCGACCGGGUACCUGCCAGAUGAUUCAAGCGUUUCCUCAGGUCAUAUGGAUGUUGAUGAUCCUGAUAUUCUUGCUCGCAAGGAAGGAUUCAUGUCGAAAAUCAACUCUUGGAGACACAGAGGGCGUCGAACUCGCGUGGAGCAGCGCGAGGUGGAAAGAAGGCGACAGUUCCGGAUCCCUGAGAAGGUCAGGGAUCAUAAGCAUUUGAUUCAUGAUGAGCUUACGGAUCUCACCACCACCUUCAAUGAGAUGACAGACGAACUCAUGAUGCAGUAUGAGAAGCUGGAAGAAAGAGUGAAGCAGCGUACAGCUGAGCUUGAGGAGGCAAUGAAGGCUGCCGAAGCUGCCAACGAGAGCAAGACGCUAUUCAUCGCCAACAUUUCGCAUGAGCUGAAGACCCCUCUCAACGGCAUCCUGGGAAUGUGCGCUGUGUGCAUGUCGGAGGAAGAUCCCAUCAAGCUAAAGCGUUCGAUGAGCAUCAUAUACAAGAGCGGAGACCUGCUACUCAAUCUCUUGACAGAUCUUCUGACUUUCAGCAAGAACCAGAUGGGCCAUCAGCAACUCUCACUUGACGAAAAGGAGUUUCGUUUGCGAGAUGUCAGCACCCAGGUUCUAGCAAUUUUCGACAAACAAGCAAAGGAGAACGGCAUCACCUUGUCCGUACGGUUCGAAGGUCCAGCCGACGUUAAUGCCGACGAGUCUGCUCAGCGCGGCGAACAGGGGCUUGCUCCGUUUGGUCUUGGGCGCAUAAAGGACAUGAUCCUGUGGGGCGAUCAACAUCGUAUUCUCCAGGUACUCAUCAACUUGGUCUCUAACGCUCUCAAGUUUACCCCCAGAGGUGGUUCCGUCUCUUGCACGAUCCGAUGUGUUGGAGACGCGAAUGUAACGCCAGGAUUUGGGAGUCGGAAAGGAUCUCUCAACUCAUCACGGCAGAACUCUGGACGGAAUUCCAGGAAUCGUGGGAGGCUGGAAUCGAAUUCGAUGUCUUCCCAGGUUACAUCGAGGCGUACGGAUACCGCGAACCAAAUCAAUGUCCUCCAUGACAAGGCAUAUGCUCACAUCCUAGAAGCCGAAAGGGCACAAACACCGCCGCCCGGAAGAUUUCUUACUUUCGAGUUUGAGGUUGAGGAUACCGGUCCGGGCGUUCCGGAAUAUCUGCAACAACGUAUCUUCGAACCUUUUGUACAAGGUGACCUUGGGCUCAGCAAGAAGUUUGGUGGUACUGGUCUCGGACUUUCCAUUUGCCAGCAACUCGCGACCCUGAUGAGAGGUACUAUUACUCUCAAGAGCACUGUUGGUCAGGGCAGCACGUUCACCGUGGAAGCUCCUUUGAGACAUCUGAAGACGCGAGCAGAUAGCACGGCUUCGUCAAGGGUUUCGGAGGUUCCGAAUGUCAGCAGAAAGAGCAGUCUGUCGAUCGAGUCGCCAACUUCCCGUACGGCAGAAGAGAAUACCACCACCAACGUGGCGCCUGUUUCGUUCGAGUCAGACUCCCAGCCACGGUUGGUAGGACUUAGGCAACCUUUCUUUGCUUCCCCCACGCCUCUGGAUUCCCCUGGUUCACAGGGAGCUGCAAUGGAUCGCAUCGCAGCCCAGGCUUCAAACAAGAGUGAUAGACUCAAAGUCCUGGUCGCCGAAGACAACAAGACCAAUCAAGAAGUUGUCCUGCGGAUGCUCAAACUCGAAGAUGUGUACGACGUACAGAUCGCGAAGGAUGGCCAAGAGGCUUUGGACAAAGUCAAAGAGAGCAUGGAGAACCAAAACCCUUACGAUUUGAUUUUCAUGGACGUGCAAAUGCCAAACCUCGAUGGUAUCCAAUCCACUCGUCUCAUCCGCCAAGCCGGUUAUUCAGCGCCUAUCGUCGCCCUCACGGCUUACGCGGAGGAGAGCAAUGUCAAGGAGUGCUACGAGUCAGGAAUGGACUAUUUCCUGUCAAAGCCGAUCCGACGCCCUGCGCUGAAGCAUGUCCUGAAGACUUACUGCGCUCCUAUCCCGGAAGAAACAGAGCCUGGAGACAGCCCUCCAUUGGAUUCGAAGAAGACGAAGAAAGGUGCCGCCCCGAACCCGAAGCCAGCGGCGAAGCCAAAGGCAAAGGACGAAACUCCAGGACCUUCGCCUCUGUCAUAA